AUGAACGCAUGCGCAAACGUUUUUCUCCGGUCCCGUGGUAAACAAAGAUCUCAUCACAUGGUUUAUUGAUAAAUCUAUCACCAGUGACCGUUUUACCACGUAAGACGUGUAAAAUCAUGGAUUAGUUAUUAGCUGAACAUAUUCCUUGAAUAGUCCUUUAAUUUAAAGUGUAACUCGGCACAAACCCUGUUCAAAAAAACAGGAUUUUCUUAGCAUUAUCUUCGAAAGCCUAGCCUCCGUCCUUGCCUAUAUUUGAUUCUUGCACCCCGGUACAAAGAUGGUAGAAAAGGCGAAUGGCGUAGGGGAGAUAUCUAAAAGAUCUUGGAUUGUGUGUGGAGCUUCUUUUCUCGUUCAAUUUAUUGUCUUUGGACUACAGAAUUCAUUUGGGAUUCUAUUUACGCCACUUCUGGAUGCCUUUCACAGUGAUGAACUAAGAACAGCUUGGCUUGGUACGCUGGCUUUCACAUUAAUGUACUUUCUUGGUCCGAUUAUGACUGUGCUUUGCCAGCGUUUCGGGUGUCAUUCCGUUGCGUUAGUAGGUUCAUGUCUUGCCAGCGUUAGCCUCUUAACAUCCUCCUUCGUAACAGACUUCGGUCUUCUGUUUAUUACCUAUGGAAUCUGCUGGGGAGUGGGUACGAGCAUGUGUUUUUAUAGCUCACUUGUCACUUUGAAUAAUCACUUCAAGAGACGCUUGUCCCUUGCUUACGGUUUAGCAAUGGCGGGCGCAGGGUUUGGACUUCCAGUCAUCUCUAAGCUUCAGAGUAUGAUAAUAUUGAAACACGGCUGGAGGUUUUCUUUACGAGUCUUUUCUAGCUCAGGCAUUGUUUUAUUCUUAUGUGGAUGCAUUUUUGCUAUUCCUACUUCAAGUUUACCUAAAGGGACCAAAGAACCAUUGGGGAAAAAGGUGGUGAACGUUUUUACUAGUAGAAGAUCCUGGUACAAACGCUGUCUUAUAUUUACACGGAACGGGAUAAAACUUUUUUUUGACUAUGAAUUGUUUACAAGAAGCAGGGCUUUAUCUGUAUGGACGUUGUCUUUGAGUUUGAUCCUCUCGGGUUAUUUCGUCCCUUUUGUAUUUUUGGUACGCAUGGCUAGUGACGUAGGAAUACCCCAACCUCAAAGCGCACUUCUGAUUGGCUACAUAGCUAUCAGUCAAGCUAUUUCUAAGAUUAUCUUUGGCCAGGUUGGUGACGUCGAGGCGACUUCCCGCAUCACCAUUCUGCAGAUAUUUGCUCUCAUUAGUGCAGUUAAUACAACUCUGUGUCCACUGGCCUAUAACUACGCAUGUUUUUUGGUAUUCGUGAUUGUCUUUGGUAUUUGUGAUGGUUGCUUUGCAGUGAUGUUUAGCAUGGGAACACAUCUGAUCGUAGGUGAUAAGGAUAUGCCUCGAGCAUUCGGCAAUGUGUGCUGUAUUGUGGCACUAGUACAAGCCGUAGGAACGCCUCUUGCAGGUUUGAUUUAUGAUAUCUUCGGGGAAUACAGCAUUGCAUUCUUUAUUUCUGGUGGUUUGUCUACCUUGGGAGUUAGCGUAAUGUUUCUUGUUCCACUGUUACUUAAUUCAAGACAGCAACCGCAAAAUAUUGGUCCAAUUAGAACCGAAAUUUCUUGUUUGCAAGAACAGAGGACACCACUGGAAACAUCACAAGUUUGAUCUAAAUUUGAUCGACUAUUUUUUACUAUUUUUAUAUUGUAUGAUAAAAUUUAAUAUAUGUUUUUAGAUAAAAACUAAAUUGGCAUGUGGCAAAGAAAACGUUACAUGUAUUAUUCGAUUUCUAUGGGUGCCAGAGGUCUUAUAAGUCCGUUGAAAUGCCAGGCUGCAAAAACUGUACGUACUGUUGAAAAUGGAGACAUGCUACCAAAAAACUAAAAAGUUGCUCUUCGAAAAUUUCUGAUCGCUUCAGUCACUUCGACUGCUUAUUUUCAUAAACAUCCGAACUCUCUAGCUGCGAGCUGCACGCUGAAAUUUUGUUGUUGUUUGU
Messenger RNA from Actinia tenebrosa (Australian red waratah sea anemone), 1979 nucleotides. RefSeq lists its product as uncharacterized. Gene Ontology annotation, molecular function: transmembrane transporter activity. Gene Ontology annotation, biological process: transmembrane transport. The record is from RefSeq and is a predicted model, not a curated record. Lineage: Eukaryota; Metazoa; Cnidaria; Anthozoa; Actiniaria; Actiniidae.